GAUGAAAGUUGUGCUCCUGCUGCUGGGGGCAGCGUCCCUGGCGAGUGGGCAGAGCAACUACGCCAGCCAAGGAAACAGCAUCGAGUACAGCAACGAGGGACUACCGGAUUCGACGGUCCUCGAUGGAAGGGUCACUAAGCUGGACGACCUGUCCCCGGUCAUAUCCCUCAACAGGACCAAAGCUUCCCUUAAUUGCGCCGCUGGACAAAUGCAGAUCGAACUGCGAUUCGACGAACCAUUCUACGGCAUCGCUUACGCUGACUUCAACCGAGCCAGUGCCUGUCAGACGACUGGAACAGGAAACCUCACCGCUAGAAUUGACCUGCCGCUGAAAGGAUGCGGAACCAAACAAGAUCCUCAGCGCGUGUUCACUAACAACAUCGUGGUCAGGUUCCACCCCUCGUUGGAGAUGGAUGGGGACGAGGUGAUAACCAUCGUCUGCAGAUAUCCGCCUCCGGUUGCACCGCCUCCAGCUGGAGUACCUGGAUAUAUAAAAGAAGACCCGGUACCCGCUCUCCCUCUGGCACCGCCAUUGAAAGGAUUCCAAAUACUCUUGAUCAUCUGCGGAAUCCUCUUCCUCUCCCUGGUCCUUCUGGGACUGGGUUGCUCCUACUACCUUUUGAGGAGGAGGAGGGUUCAGGUUGUGAGAAGGCAUCCUCUGUCUACGGGAGGUACAGGAUCCGAAAUCACUAAACUGUCUGGAUCCAGUCUGGGAAAUAUUUCCAUGUUCGAAGGUCUCAAGAUUCCUCGAGCACAUGCCACCGGUGGAGGCAGCACCUCGGGAUCCGAAGCUGCUCUCAUCAGCGACACCCUACCAUCUGACUACCCGUCAGAGUCGCCAAGUUCGACACAUUCAGAAGUAGAACAUGUCGAUAGGAGAUCCCUAAGUUCAGGAGGUUCGUAUGAGAACAAGGCUUACAUACAAGACAGCUACUACACUGAAGAGAUAGCACAAACGACUGAAUCGCAAAUGCGACAUCUGGCUCAUAAGAGGCUGCCUCCAGAACCUAAGUUUGAUGUUCAAGUAAGAGUAAAGAAGGCUGCACCUCCACCCCCAACACCAACACCUCCACCUUCAGAAUCAGAAAUGAGUAUGAAGAUGACCGAACGCAACCUGACUACCAUCCUAGAAGAAGGAAGACCAGUGAAGACCACUUUCACCUACGUACCCGAAAUUCACAGUCCCCCCUCACCAGCCAAAUUAGUAUCUUCACCUCCAGUGUACUCCACAAUAAUUAGAAAGCAUCCUGCUGAGAGCAAGAAUGUCGCCAUGGUUGAAGAACGGUACAUGAGAGAAGACACAGUUGACUACAGGAGACCAUCCGUUGCCAGUGACCAUACAGAAAUGACUGAAUCCAGAUCAAUGACAGAAGUUGUAGAGCGUAUUCCUACCAAAAUAUCACCUCCACCUCCAAUAGUGCCCCAGAGCUAUAUGAGAGAGAGCAUGGAAGAAUCAGUAGAUGUAAUCGAACCUCCAGUAGUUGUGUCUAGAAGACCAGAAAUAAAAUCUCAUGUCGUUGAUGAUGUCUUCCUUAGAACAAUCACAGAAAAGAAGACAAUUGAAGACAUCGAAAGGACUAGACGACAGGUGACUGAUUACCGCAAACCACCUCCUGCGAAGUGGGAUGUCACCAUUCGCAACUAUCCUGGUCCGGAGGGACCAGGGGCUGAAGACUCGGCAACUGAUUGGGAAAGCUAUUCAGAGACUUCAUCAAUAUCAAACGUUCCAAACAUGCAACCUCAAUAUAGAGCGCAUAUGCAGAACUGGCAGCAAAGAAGGACAGAAAUAGAAAUGGAGAAUAUUUACAGGUCCAAAAUGAAUACACCACCGCCAGAAAAACCACAUAACUGGGACGUACUCUUGCGUGUCCUAGAGCCACCUCAAUACGAAUCUGCAGACGACAGAUCUGACGUAGAAAGUCUCGCUUCAGUUCUCACAAUUGAUGAUAAAAAGAAGUGGCAUGAAAUCAUCACCACAGAAUCAAACCUACGCACAAUGCUAAGUGAAGCAACAGUCAAAGAAGACUAUGAGAGAAUCAGAAAAGAUCAACGAUAUGAAAAAUUAUUCGAUCCACAAAAAUGGGACGUAAUCAUCCGAGUGCUUGCGCCACCUGCAGAGAAACCGCAGUAUGAUCAGCGUGGUGGUGGAGGCAGCAACAAGUAUAGGAGGAAGGCCGACUGGGAUACCCGCAGUAGAAGGAGCUCACUGCCAACGCUCUACGAAUAUGACUCCGAUGGUGGGUCAUCGAUGAGGACCUUGACAACGGAAGGAGGACACGGACCUGCCGUGGAUCCCCUCCGUUCUCGAAGGACAUCCAGAUCAUCAGAGAUGGACCUUCGCUCAAUGAGUGAGGUCACUGUUGACAUGAGAGCACAUAUUCCCGACAACGUGAGCGACGUCAGCUCAUACUAUCAGCGACGGUACUAUGAAGAGGACUACGAGGACGCCCGUAGCCUGCAGAGGUCGAUGAGCCAGCCUUCCUUGGCCAGGUCUGCGUCCGAGUUCACAGAGCACUGGGCUGUGCGAUCCCGCCACUGGGAGAGCCCAGAACACUCUCCCAAAUCUGCAAGAUCUUCCAGGACCAGAGGGUACAAGGUCUCUGAAGCCAGAUAUCAGAGAACUUCAGGAUGGUUCGGCGAUGCUGAGAGUGAAGCCAGCUACAAAUAA
This is a messenger RNA of Nezara viridula (southern green stink bug), 2668 nucleotides long. The record is from the annotation of a GenBank genome assembly. Lineage: Eukaryota; Metazoa; Arthropoda; Insecta; Hemiptera; Pentatomidae.